This is a messenger RNA of Dioscorea cayenensis subsp. rotundata (Guinea yam), 947 nucleotides long. RefSeq names its product protein cornichon homolog 4-like. Lineage: Eukaryota; Viridiplantae; Streptophyta; Magnoliopsida; Dioscoreales; Dioscoreaceae. The record is from RefSeq and is a predicted model, not a curated record. Gene Ontology annotation, biological process: vesicle-mediated transport.
GUGUCGCAUUGAUAGGAAGAGGGCCAGGAGAGGGCAGACCUGCCUCGAUCGUCGCGCUGUGCGCCCGAGACGCGCGCGCACGCCGCCAACCAGGCGCUCCCAAGAUAGGCGCAUUCGAGAUCCCUACCUUGUUCUUUGAUCCAUCUUCCCCAUUCCCCGUGGAAUCUCGGCAAGGAAUCGAAGGGAACUGGAGAGAGUUAUACAAGGAUAGAGAAAGCGAGAUAGGGGAGAAGCGGGAUUAGGACUCCUGGGAGGGACGAGGAUGGUGGGGGGCCUACUCGUCUGGCUCAUCGCCUUUUUCCUCCUCGUCGCCCUCCUUGUUGUCGUCGCCUACCAGCUCAUGUGUUUGGCAGACCUUGAGUUUGACUAUAUCAAUCCAUACGAUUCAGCCUCAAGGAUAAACUACGUGGUACUGCCAGAAUUUGUUCUGCAAGGAGUCUUAAGCCUAUUUUUCCUCCUUUCUGGGCACUGGUUCAUGUUUCUGUUUUCUACUCCGGUCCUUUAUUACAAUGUGAAACUGUACCAGAGCGGGCACCACCUCGUUGAUGUAACAGAGAUAUUUAAUUUGCUCAACAGGGAAAAGAAACGGCGCCUCUUCAAGCUCAUUUACUUCGUUUCUCUCCUCUUUCUAUCCUUGUUUUGGAUGAUAUGGAGCGUUAUGGAAGAUGAUGAUUAAAUGGCAAAUACCCAAAUCAUACUUGCAGUUGAGGAGUUUAUAAUGGGCACCAGAAAGAGCUCAGGCCUGCAUGCUGAUUUGAUAGGUGUUUUUAUCCUUCCAGGUUCCUUCUUCCAAAUUAAUGUAAGGUUACCACCCACCUGUUAAAUUUGUGUUGAUAACCAAGAAACUUUUUCCUGGUUUUGUCCUUCAAACAAUACUGAAAGGAUCCUUGCCUGUAUCUUGUAACACAAACCAUUUAAUGCAUGAACUAAUUAUUCUCUGCAUGCAA